Messenger RNA from Acomys russatus (golden spiny mouse), 371 nucleotides. RefSeq names its product SRA stem-loop-interacting RNA-binding protein, mitochondrial-like. Gene Ontology annotation, molecular function: mRNA 3'-UTR binding; poly(G) binding; poly(U) RNA binding. The record is from RefSeq and is a predicted model, not a curated record. Gene Ontology annotation, biological process: positive regulation of mRNA splicing, via spliceosome; spermatogenesis. Lineage: Eukaryota; Metazoa; Chordata; Mammalia; Rodentia; Muridae.
AUGGCAGUCUCCGCUGUGAGGGGAGCAAUGGCGCCACAUUCGCGUGCUGGUCAGCCAAUUGCUUUUAUCAGAAAAAUUCCUUGGACUGCAGCGUCGAGUGAGCUGAGACAACAUUUCGCUCAGUUUGGCCAUAUAAAAUGUACUGUACCUUUUGACAGAGAGACUGGCUUUCACAGAGGCAUAGGUUGGGUUCAGUCGUCUUCACAGGAAGAACUUCAGAAUGCACUACAACAGGAAAGUCAUAUUAUUGAUGGAGUAAAGAUCUAUGUUCAAGCUCAGAAACCAAAGGGUUUGCAAGGGGCUCAAACAUCUGAUGAAGAAAAAGAUUUCUGAGAUGAUUAGUGUACUACCCAUUAAAUAAACAUACCUGA